This is a messenger RNA of Dothidotthia symphoricarpi CBS 119687, 1150 nucleotides long. RefSeq names its product pyridoxamine 5'-phosphate oxidase. Gene Ontology annotation, biological process: pyridoxine biosynthetic process. The transcript is spliced from 3 exons. Gene Ontology annotation, molecular function: pyridoxamine phosphate oxidase activity; FMN binding. The record is from RefSeq and is a predicted model, not a curated record. The coding region runs from base 274 to 963 and encodes 229 amino acids. Lineage: Eukaryota; Fungi; Ascomycota; Dothideomycetes; Pleosporales; Dothidotthiaceae.
UCACGAUCGUGAAGACUUGCUCUCCACACGUCGAUUAAAUCACACCACUCUACGAGUGUGGACAAGAUUACAACCAAGCACAAAAAACUACACUGCGUACAUCUGAACAGGACAGGGACUCUACACAUUGGGUUGCGUAGUAUCAAUUUAUCCAGCAAAACCUCUUCCCAUCUCCGCCACAUCAGGCCAGUCCUAAACAAAUUCGUUUUGCCAUCUCCACCACCACCACCACCAACACCCAUCUAUCAACGCACCCAACUUCACUCCCUCAAAAUGCUGCACACCGCCAAGAAAAUCUUUGCCCCAACAAGCAAUUCCUCCGACCCGGGCCACGCAACGCAAUACACCAAAGGCGCCCUUUCCCACAGCGACCUCCUCCCCUCACCCACAGACCAAUUCCACGCCUGGUUCGCCGAAGCGCAAGCGAACUCAGUCUACCAGCCCGAAACGGUAACCUUGUCCACAGCCUCGCUGCCGUCAGGAAAGGUCUCAGCGCGCAUGGUCUACAUGAAGGAGCUCGACGCCCGCGGCUUUGUCAUCUACUCGAACUGGGCCACGUCGCGCAAAGCGGAAGACACGCGCUCGAACCCCUAUGCGGCGCUUACCUUUUGGUGGCACGAGAUGGAGCGCCAGGUCCGUGUUGAGGGGCCCACGGAACGCCUCACGAGCGAGGAGAGCCAGGUUUACUAUGACACGCGCAUUCGGGGGAGUCGCUUGGGCGCGUGGGCUAGCGAGCAGAGCAAGGUGCUGCAGGGGCGGGAGGAGCUGGAGAAGCGGGUGGAGGAUGUGGAGAAGCGGUUCGACGGCAAGGAGGAGAUCCCCGUGCCUGAGUUUUGGGGUGGGCUGAGGGUUGUGCCUGAGGUUGUGGAGUUUUGGCAGGGUAGGCCGAGUCGUUUGCAUGAUAGGUUGCGGUAUACGAAGGGGGAGGGAGAGGAGUGGAAGGUGGAGAGGUUGAGCCCGUAAACAUGAUCGUUUACGCGCAAUAUUGGGAAAUGUCACUAUGGAUAGGCAUAUACAGCAUUUAGUAGGGUAUUGUACUACACCGACAUGUGAUCAAAUCCCGCGUAGCACUAGACGACAAAAAGCUUGAACUGAAAUAAACAUGGAUUGCUCCUGCUACAAUACGAUGGAAAGGAAUAUCUACUAAACC